Sclerotinia sclerotiorum 1980 UF-70 is the source of this 345-nucleotide messenger RNA. RefSeq lists its product as hypothetical. The transcript is spliced from 2 exons. Gene Ontology annotation, biological process: autophagosome assembly; protein folding in endoplasmic reticulum. The record is from RefSeq and is a predicted model, not a curated record. The coding region runs from base 1 to 345 and encodes 114 amino acids. NCBI's taxonomy places the organism in Eukaryota, Fungi, Ascomycota, Leotiomycetes, Helotiales, Sclerotiniaceae. Gene Ontology annotation, cellular component: endoplasmic reticulum; EMC complex; membrane.
AUGCUUACGGAGCGAGAAAUGCAAAUAAGCCCCAUUGUGCAAGAGUCUGUGAUGCACAAUAUGAAGACCCUCGCAACUCUCCACAAUCUCACAGCCUCCCUCUUUGGUAUCGCCGCCGGUAUUCUCGGUCUCGAAUCCUACCCUGGAUUUUUAUUCUACAUCUUCUUCACGCUCUUCACUACUACCUUCGUAUAUGUCUUUCGCAUAGCUCCGCAUAUGAGUAAAGACACAAUGGGGAAUAGAUAUUUUAGAGGGGCGUGGGAGUUUUGGACCAGUGGUUUGGUAGAGGGACUGAGUGGAUUUGUAUUGACUUGGACGUUAUUUUAUGGGUUGGUCAGGGCGUGA